AUGGCUAGCUUUGCUGCCAAGCUACAACCAUCUAGCUCAAACUCUCCGCCCGUCAUCCCUACUCUACCUCCGUUGGCAGUCAAUCUUGAUAAGGCAUCCGAACGAGUUCCUUUUCGGUCUUUACCACCAGAGGAUGUUAUCAUUAUAGGUACUUGCUCGAACGCAUCGCCAUCGGUUCCGAUUCCCCAAGCCAGCCCUAUGGCUACGGGACCGAAUAAAGAGACGGCCAAGCUGUUAGCUCAAAUGGAGCAGAGAAUCCGAGAAGUAGAAGGUAUCCAUAACAUUCCCCAGGUUGAUUUCUCUGCCUUCUCGAAGGUUAGUGUGCCCGAGAAGUUUAAGAUGCCCGAUUUCGAGAAGUACGACGGCACUUCCAACCCGGUGCAACAUGUCCAGAUGUACCAAGCCAGGAUGAACAAGUAUGCGGCUAACGGCCCUCUGAUGAUUCAGACCUUCCAGGCCGCUUCGAAAGAUGUAGCUAUGAGAUGGUAUACGGAUUAUGAAAUCUACAACAUGGAGAACUGGGAGAAGGCGGCUAAUGCUUUUGUUAAGCAUUUUAGUUUCAACUUAGAUGUUCUCAUUUCUAGUGAAGACCUAGAACAGGCUGAGAUGAAGAAAGGAGAGACAAUUAAGCAAUACGCCACCAAGUGGAGGAAUGUGGCGUCUCGGCCUAAAGCCGGUACCCCCGAACGAGAGCUCAUGAAGUUGUUUGUCUCUACUCUACCUCAGAUAAUGCGGUCGCGAAUCCUUGGAUCUACCGCAACAUUGUUCAGUCACCUCAUUGCGAUGGUUGAAGAGGUGGAAAGUGGCAUGAAGAAAGGUUGGUAUGAGGAUGCUGGUUCGCAUGUUAAACGGUUCGCAGUAAAGAAAGACAAAGAACCCGUCCCACAAGUGAAUGUCACUUAUACUUAG
Rhodamnia argentea is the source of this 909-nucleotide messenger RNA. RefSeq lists its product as uncharacterized. The transcript has a single exon. The coding region runs from base 1 to 909 and encodes 302 amino acids. The record is from RefSeq and is a predicted model, not a curated record. NCBI's taxonomy places the organism in Eukaryota, Viridiplantae, Streptophyta, Magnoliopsida, Myrtales, Myrtaceae.